CCCGGCGACUUCAUCAAUUUGCUGCUGCAGUUCCCGGGUUUCGCCGCCUCCGACGAGCAGCUAACCUUGACGGCCGGGAUUCCGCUGCAUUUGGCUUACUGCACAAUGGUGGUGUUCGAAUCGAGCGAUCUUGAGUCGGCCAGCGAUCGAUUGGCUCUCGCGUGGUCCACCAACUGUGCACCCUGGGCUAUCCGCAACGUCCUGAUCCAGGAAUCGAUUAAGGAUGAAUUUGUUGAGCUGGUCCGGUCGAAGUUGAAACCGUUCACGGACAGCCAAAAACGUUUUCUGGAGGAUCCGCUUAAGCGAGCAAUCGAUGCAGCGAACCAACUGGGUGCCCAGCUGGUGCAGAGCGCGUCCGAUGAGAGUCCUACCAAACCAACGCUUGCCUUCUUGCCGGGAGUUCAGUAUUUGCUGUCGGCGGGCACCUCGUUGAAGGCAUCCAUGUCUGCUCCGAUUGUGAUGCUGAACGUUUUUCGCACUGCCAAGGAAGCAGUUACAUUGGUCAACCGCAACCACGGUGGAUCGGUGUCCCUCUGGACGGAGGACCUGUCGCUGACGUUCGAGGUUGCGUACGGAUUGCGCUGUGGAACCGUCUGGGUGAACAGCUACGCCGAACUGAACCCCGAGUGUCCGUACACAUUCCGGGCGCAUGAUUUCACGUACGGUUCGCCGUACGCCGUUUGCGAGAAGAAGGUAAAGACGGUGUUUGCACCAACGGCUAGCACACCAGUGAACGAUGUCGAGAGGAACAAAAGAGCCAUCCAAAGUCUCGGAACGUACGAGGCGGAUACGCGUCUCUAUCGCAGCCACACCGUUCUCGUGAAACAGGGUAUCCACUAUGAAAUUACCAAAAUGCGGACGGACUUGGAAUCGUACGGUAACGGCUGUCGUUUGGCGAUAGUAAAUAACUUUUGGAAUACGUACGUUCCGCUGGAAGGGAACGAUAGGCUACAGGUGCUAGACACCGUGCACAACCAGCGCAAAGUGAUCUGCAUUCCGUUCGGAGUUACCUUCGCCAACUGAAACACCACAUUAUGCGGGGCAUG
Anopheles cruzii is the source of this 1046-nucleotide messenger RNA. Its product is annotated as aldehyde dehydrogenase family 16 member A1-like. Lineage: Eukaryota; Metazoa; Arthropoda; Insecta; Diptera; Culicidae. The record is from RefSeq and is a predicted model, not a curated record. The annotation marks the transcript as partial. Gene Ontology annotation, molecular function: oxidoreductase activity, acting on the aldehyde or oxo group of donors, NAD or NADP as acceptor. The transcript has a single exon.